AUGGACCUCAUUACAAGUCGCCAUCAUUCAGAAUCAUACUAUAUAUUUGUCAGAGCUCAAUUUGAUUAUGACCCCUUGGAUGAUGAUUUGAUUCCUUGUGCACAAGCUGGGAUAGCCUUUAAAACUGGUGAUAUCCUUCAGAUAAUAAGUAAAGAUGACCACAAUUGGUGGCAGGCAAGGAAAGACAAUGCUGCUGGAUCAGCAGGCCUCAUACCCUCCCCUGAAUUACAGGAAUGGAGGACAGCUUGUAUGGCAAUGGAAAAAAGCAAACAAGAACAAGAUGGGGACACGGAUGGAGGAUGCACUUCUCACAAAGAUGGAUGUGAUGGCACAACAGUAAAUUGCUCAAUCUUCGGGCGUAAGAAGAAGCAGUAUAAGGACAAGUAUCUUGCUAAGCACAAUGCUGUCUUUGACCAAUUAGAUUUAGUUACUUAUGAAGAAGUUGUUAAACUACCAUUGUCUGAUCCAGCAUUCCAGAGGAAGACCUUAGUUCUACUUGGAGCACAUGGAGUUGGCCGAAGGCAUAUUAAGAACACAUUGAUAGCAAAGAAUCCUGAUAAAUAUGCAUAUCCCAUUCCACACACAACGAGACCACCACGAUCUGAUGAAGAAAAUGGAAGAAGUUACUACUUUGUUUCUCAUGAUGAAAUGAUGGCUGAUAUUGCAGCAAAUGAAUAUCUGGAAUAUGGAACACAUGAAGAUGCAAUGUAUGGCACAAAACUUGAGACAAUCAGAAAAAUUCAUCAGGAAGGACGCAUGGCUAUUCUAGAUGUAGAGCCGCAGGCUCUUAAGGUUUUAAGAACAGCAGAAUUUGCGCCAUAUGUGGUCUUUAUAGCAGCUCCAGUUCUUCAAAAUCUUGCCGAUUAUGAUGGAAGUCUUGAACGUUUGGCAAAAGAAUCUGAUCUUCUCCGACAAGCUUAUGGUCAUUUCUUUGAUUUAACAAUUGUUAACAAUGACAUUGAAGAAACAAUUGCAGCUCUUGAGAAGGCUAUUGAAAGAGUUCACACCACUCCACAGUGGAUUCCAGUGUCAUGGGUAUACUGACAGAAGCUACCGCCGGGGUCAACGGCUGUGCUGAAAUAGAAUCUGCUCUUCAGCUUGUUUGGGACAUUUCAAAUCCAUGACUUUGCUCAAAUACAUGGGGAUGAUAGCAGCACAAAUCAAAUUAAGAACUAUGGUCAACCAGAGCAAGUUCUGUAUAUUUACAAGUAUACCUGAUUGGUGUGAUGUUUGAAAUGGAUAUUUGCGGGAUCAAUGCAUUUAGUGGUUAUUUGCUGCUUAAGUAAAGUUUAUUGUACAAGGAAGAAUAGAUUCAGAUUGGUUUGGUGGUGCAGUGAUUUUAGAUAACAGCUGCUCUUUGGCUAUGAAAACAAUCAAAUAAGACACAAGUCUGUGAUAACUGGAUGAGAAACACUAUUCUGUAGCUGUUGUAUAUCAGGCUACUUUUGUUCAAAUUUAAGCACUCAGACUAUUUCCAGGGGGUGUUACAUCCUCAAAUAUUGUAGUUUGUUCAGUCAGCCUUGUAGAUAACUUGUUAAAUUCUAGUUCUUAGUAAAUUGUACAUUUUGUACACCCUCAUUAAUAAGAUAUCUGCACAUGCCGAAAGCAGAUGGAUAAGGCUAUCUGCAAGGCUGCCAAAACUAUUCACACACAAACAAAAAAGGAGUAAUGGAAGUGAUUUUAAUUAUCCUAAAAUAAACUUACAGGUAAAUUAUAUUCAGGAAGUACACAUUGAACCUUGCACAUACAUGACAAGAAGGAAUUGAGUUACAUUUUGUAACUAAUGUGUAAUCUAGUUUGAUGCAAGAUGAGAAGAGAGUGUUUUGUGUAAAAGUGCCCUGUUAAAAGAAGAUAAAUCUAUUAAAGUGAGUACAUUGUGCAAUGGUAAAUGGUGAGUUUGGCGAUGAAAAUCACUCAAGACUGACACAGUUGGAUUGUUCAUUUAGUUACCAGGUUAGAGUGUAUCCAUCAUGUAGAUGGUGAUAAAAAUUUGUUGAGUUUCUGCCUGACUUGUAAUGGGCUGGCCCAAAAAGAAUAUCUGUAACAGGUACAGUGUUGAUAAUGUUUCGGAUGAAGUUGGAUAACAAGUGUUUUUUUAUUCAAAUUGAGAAAGGGGUGAUUUUUCAAAUUCCAGUUAAUAUAAAAUUAGAUUAAAUCUAGGGUGUUAUGCAUUGGGUGCUGAAUCAGUCCAAUAAAACUGGAUGGAUGAUGAUACAUGAGGUUUCCCAGCAUUGCUGAUGUGGGCUGUGAGUGGAUGUUUUAGCAAAUGCUUGUUUCAAUUCUUUUAAAAAGCAAGGUAAUAGUUUAAAAAGACUCAGAAAUUUAGUGCAAAGUAGAUAACAAUAGACAGGAGUUGUAACCUUUACCAUAGAGUGUUUUGGUACGAAGAAUCUAAGCAAAGGAAAUAAAACAGUUGACAAAUAAUUAAAAGGUUUAAUAAAUCUAUUGGUAAAACUAAACAAUAAUAAAACAGAGCUUCAGCUUUGCAUAAUUAUGUAAUAUAUCUUUGAGACUUCUCUUAAUUAAAACAAUAAAAUGGAUAUUCCUACUUAUCACAGUUAUACUGUUUAAUUGAUAGUCGAUAAAUUUUUAAACAAAUGAAAAUUAGUUGGAAUUAGUGAUUCAGCAAGAGCAAAAAUAAAAAAAGAAAGAAAAGAAUGACUUAUUGAUUGAGUUGUAUGUGCAUCUCAGUGUAACUUUCUUGUAGUGUAAUGCAAACAAGAGCAACAUUGUUGAAAUUCUGGUUACUGUUGCAAUUUUUUACUUCACUGAUGCCAACUGAAUUAAAGCUGGCUCUUCUUAACAAAGGUAUUCAGAAAGUGUCUCUUUAUUUUAAAUUGUAUGUUUGAUUUUUGAAUUUAUGUACAAUUUUCAAGACAUUUUAUCCCAUUGAAAGUGGUGCAUUAAAAGUAUGCCUCUAUUGCAACUUAUUUGUGAAUUACAUUCUGGAAAGGAAUGCAUCCAACAUGCAAGUUCAGAAGGAGUGGAAUACUGGAAUUCAAUUGUGCUAAAAAAAAUUACAUAUCAAGCACUGAAGACCAAAAUGUGAAAUUCUGAAGGAUAAAGAAUGUGACACUGAAUGAAGGAAACUACUAACCUGGGAUGUGUGUGAAGUGUACUUCACAGGAUAUCCUGUGUAGUUCGUAUAUGACAUGAACUGUGUUAAUUGAAAUAUAUUCAAGGACCAUACAUUUUG
Gryllus bimaculatus (two-spotted cricket) is the source of this 3196-nucleotide messenger RNA. The record is from the annotation of a GenBank genome assembly. NCBI's taxonomy places the organism in Eukaryota, Metazoa, Arthropoda, Insecta, Orthoptera, Gryllidae.